AUGACGGCGUCUCCGGAUUACUUGGUGGUGCUCUUCGGAAUCACGGCUGGGGCCACCGGGGCCAAGUUGGGCUCGGACGAGAAGGAGCUAAUCCUGCUCUUAUGGAAAGUCGUGGAUCUGGCCAACAAGAAGGUGGGACAGUUGCACGAAGUACUAGUUAGACCGGAUCACUUAGAGCUGACGGAGGACUGCAAAGAAGAAACGAAGCUCGACGCCGAGAGCCUGUCCUCGGCGCCGCAGCUGGACCAAGCGCUCCGACAGUUUAACCAGUCAGUGAGCAAUGAACUGAACAUUGGGGUAGGAACCUCCUUCUGUCUCUGUACCGACGGGCAGCUUCAUGUCAGGCAAAUUCUGCAUCCCGAGGCUUCUAAGAAGAAUGUAUUAUUGCCUGAAUGCUUCUAUUCCUUCUUUGAUCUUCGAAAAGAAUUCAAGAAGUGUUGCCCUGGUUCACCUGAUAUUGAUAAACUGGAUGUUGCAGCAAUGACAGAGUGUUUAAAUUUUGAGAAGAAUAGUUCAGCCUCCCGGUAUGGAGCAUCUCAAGUUGAAAAUAUGGGAAAUAUAAUCUUAGCAAUGAUUUCAGACCCUUACAAUCACAGGUUUUCAGAUCCUGAGAGAGUAAAUUACAAAUUUGAAAGUGGCACUUGCAGCAAGAUGGAACUUAUUGAUGACAACACGGUAGUCAGGGCACGAGGUUUACCAUGGCAGUCUUCGGAUCAAGAUAUUGCAAGAUUCUUCAAAGGACUCAACAUUGCCAAGGGCGGUGCCGCACUUUGUCUGAAUGCCCAGGGGCGGAGGAACGGAGAAGCCCUGGUUAGGUUUGUGAGCGAGGAGCACAGAGACCUAGCUCUGCAGAGACACAAACACCACAUGGGGAGCCGGUACAUCGAGGUUUACAAAGCAACCGGUGAAGAUUUUCUUAAAAUUGCUGGCGGUACAUCCAAUGAGGUGGCCCAGUUUCUCUCCAAGGAAAACCAAGUCAUUGUCCGCAUGCGGGGGCUCCCCUUCACGGCCACGGCUGAUGAAGUGGUGGCCUUCUUUGGACAGCAUUGCCCCAUCACUGGGGGGAAGGAAGGCAUCCUCUUUGUUACCUACCCGGAUGGUAGGCCCACGGGGGAUGCUUUUGUCCUCUUUGCUUGCGAGGAAUAUGCCCAGAACGCACUGAGGAAGCAUAAAGACCUGUUGGGUAAAAGAUACAUCGAACUCUUCAGGAGCACAGCAGCUGAAGUUCAGCAGGUGCUGAAUCGAUUCUCCUCGGCUCCUCUCAUUCCACUUCCAACCCCUCCCAUUAUUCCAGUACUACCUCAGCAGUUUGUGCCCCCUACAAACGUUAGAGACUGUAUACGCCUUCGAGGUCUUCCCUAUGCGGCCACAAUUGAGGAUAUCCUCGACUUCCUGGGGGAGUUUUCCACUGAUAUCCGAACUCAUGGGGUCCACAUGGUACUGAAUCACCAGGGCCGCCCGUCAGGAGAUGCCUUUAUCCAGAUGAAGUCUGCGGACAGAGCAUUUAUGGCUGCACAGAAGUGUCAUAAAAAAACCAUGAAGGACAGAUAUGUUGAAGUCUUUCAGUGUUCAGCUGAGGAGAUGAACUUUGUGUUAAUGGGGGGCACUUUAAAUCGAAAUGGCUUAUCCCCACCGCCAUGUAAGUUACCAUGCCUGUCUCCUCCCUCCUACACAUUUCCAGCUCCUGCAGCAGUUAUUCCUACUGAAGCUGCCAUUUACCAGCCCUCGGUGCUCCUGAACCCACGAGCACUGCAGCCCUCCACAGCGUACUACCCCGCGGGCACCCAGCUCUUCAUGAACUACACGGCGUACUACCCCAGCCCCCCAGGUUCGCCCAAUAGUCUUGGCUACUUCCCUACAGCUGCUAAUCUUAGCGGUGUCCCUCCACAGCCUGGCACGGUGGUCAGAAUGCAGGGCCUGGCCUACAAUACUGGAGUUAAGGAAAUUCUUAACUUCUUCCAAGGUUACCAGUAUGCAACCGAGGAUGGACUUGUACACACAAGUGACCAGGCCAGGACUCUAUCCAAAGAAUGGGUUUGUAUUUAA
Messenger RNA from Rangifer tarandus platyrhynchus (Svalbard reindeer), 2046 nucleotides. Lineage: Eukaryota; Metazoa; Chordata; Mammalia; Artiodactyla; Cervidae. The record is from the annotation of a GenBank genome assembly.